Molecule: messenger RNA, 579 nt
Organism: Vigna radiata var. radiata (mung bean)
Lineage: Eukaryota; Viridiplantae; Streptophyta; Magnoliopsida; Fabales; Fabaceae
Exons: 1
Coding region: 22-552 (176 amino acids)
Source: RefSeq, a predicted model, not a curated record
AUUUUGUAGGAUUCAAAGGAUAUGAGUGUGGAAGAAAUGUUGGAAGCUUUGAAAAGCAGAAGUGGCCCUCUAGAUGGUUCAUAUGUUAAGGCGGCCAGAGAACGUGAUUUCAUGACAUUCUAUUCCAACCAUGUGCCAGUUGUUUCCAAACGAAAACAUCAAUACAAGAAUACUCAAAUAGUGGAACCAAACAGCCCAGAAAACUUCCGGGUCGUGUCUGAAUUUAACACAACGGCAAUGGCCGCCUUAUCGACUUCUCAGCGUCACUCAGUGUCUCACCGUCAGUCACUGUCACCAAAUUACAUGAACAAGACUGAAUCUUCCAGGGCUAAAGCAAGGUCGCAGAGUGAACCCAGACAACGACCCAAAAGGGGAAUGAGGAACAAAGGGAAGUCUGUGGAAUCCCCAUUGAAUGGUCCAAGACAAAAUCUGUUCUCAAACUCAUUACGUUUCGAUCAUGGAAGCCUGGAUCUUUGGUCUAUCAAUCUUCAUGGGGACAGGAAGCGCGAUUCCUUUGGCAGCAGCUCGGUCACCACUGAUUCCUAUUAUUGAACUCUCCUGCUUUGUGACAAUACUAUA